Eleginops maclovinus (Patagonian blennie) is the source of this 2239-nucleotide messenger RNA. RefSeq names its product polymerase (DNA-directed), delta interacting protein 3 (gene poldip3). Gene Ontology annotation, cellular component: nuclear speck; nucleus. The transcript has 10 exons. Gene Ontology annotation, biological process: poly(A)+ mRNA export from nucleus. NCBI's taxonomy places the organism in Eukaryota, Metazoa, Chordata, Actinopteri, Perciformes, Eleginopidae. Bases 56 to 1531 code for a protein of 491 amino acids. Gene Ontology annotation, molecular function: mRNA binding. The record is from RefSeq and is a predicted model, not a curated record.
GUAGGCCUAGCUAAAAAUCUCCUCUAACACGCAUGCGCAGUGAAGCAGUGAGAAAAUGGCAGACGUCUCUUUGGAUGAAGUUAUACGACAGCGCGGUAUUAACCUCAAGGCACCAGCGAAACGACCAAUGUUUGGAAGAGGUGCAGGAACAGUUGGCAAGAGCUUUGAUGCUCGCCAGAAGAUCGGGGCUAAUGAUGUCCGACAGCGGCUUGGACCAGGAGCAGGAUUUCAAGUGAAAGAUGCCAGGGAGAAGUUGGUUCAGAAGGAUGCUCGCUUUAAAAUACGUGGCAGGGGAGGAGCAGCAGGCGGAGGUGGAGGAGGAGGAGGGAUGCAGGAUGCUCGUCAGAUGAUCAACUCGCGCAAACAGGGGCCAAAUCCGUUCGGCGUCCCCGCACAGACAAUGCCAAAGAUGGCAGUGACACAACAUCUGCAGGGCCAGAUAUUUGUGCCACAGAUUCAGAUACAGACCAACAAUAGUCUCGCCGCUAUGAACUCGAGGCAGUUUAACCCGACUGCCCAAGGACUUAGUUUGAGGGGCAGCGCGUCGCCACAGAUGGGCAAUACUAAGAGAGUGAUGGAUGCUCGAGAUAGACUGAGCCUCAAGAGGAGCAUUGGAGGGACACCAUCACAGGCAGCUGCUUCACAUCCCUUAAAAAUCACCAAGACCAUCCAGCAACGUCCGAUGGGAGUAGGGUUGACAAGUGGAAUACGUUCAAAUUCACAGCCUCUCUCAAAUGAGCACGAUGGCCCCCACAAUAAACAAAUCAAGAUCACUGCAGCUAAUGCUAUGCUCCAGUCACGGCCCGGCACAAUGGGCUCCACCUUCUCCAUGUCAGGUCCGAUCACCAAGGUGGUUAAAAAUGAUUCGUACACGGCCCCCUCCCGCCCUCCUGUCCCCGUGGCCCCCACCCGACCAAACCCCAACAUGUCUGCCGGGCGGCCCUCAGCUGCAGCCUUACAGCCCGUCUCCAGGACCCUGCAGCAGAGCCCGGCAGAAACCAGCACCCCCGCUCCCGCCCCCCCACAGUCUGCUUGCAGUCCCCUGGAAGGGACCAAAAUCACGGUGAACAACCUGCACCCCCGCGUCACCGAGGAAGACAUAGUUGAACUGUUCUGUGUGUGUGGGGCUCUGAAGCGAGCGCGGCUGGUGAAGGUGGGCGUGGCUGAGGUCGUGUUUGUGCGUAAAGAUGACGCCGUCAGCGCAUACAGGAAGUACAACAACCGCUGUCUGGAUGGUCAACCCAUGAAGUGUAACCUCCAUAUUCAGGGGAAUGUCAUCACUUCUGAUCAGCCCAUUCUAUUGAGGCUCAGUGACACCCCGGGUGCCGGCAACAGCAGCAGCGGCACGAAGAAAGACGGUCUCCCUCCCUCCCUCAUGUCUCGCACCGCCGGGCAGCGAGCCUCCUCUCAGCCGACCCCCGAGGUGGAUCCUCAGACGAUCCUCAAAGCUCUGUUCAAGUCCACCGCUCAGUCCAGCUCCUCCAGCGAAGCCCCCAGCGCACAGGCCACCGCCUUCCGCAUCAAGAUAUAGAUCCAGUGUCUGCUCAUUAACAUGUUACUGCUUUCUCAGUGUUCUCACACACGCCCACAUCACGUGAAACCGAUUUUUACACAUUUGAUAAUUAUGACUUCUCCAGACGGCACCAGACGCUUCUUCCUGAUUAGAGGAAAGUAUCAUGUGAUUUGUUGUUGAACCCAAUGUGGUGGGGGGGCCAAACUAAACUGGAUAUUUUUUUAUUUUUGUCAAUGCAAUACCAGCCCAUUUUGAUAUGUUGAGGUUUGUUUUAAUACACCAGUUUUAUCAGCCCCCUUUCCAAGAGGAAGGCUGUGGCAAAAAGACCUAGAAAGCCAAUUGACAUACAUUAAGAAUCACUGAGUUAUUUAGGAUUACAUUUUGUGGUGCAAUCAGGUUUGUCCGUACUUUUUUUUUCAGAUUUUCGAAAUGAAACAACAAUAAUGAAACACAGACGGUCAAAAAACAGUCCAAUCAUGUUUUUAAUUUUUUUAAAUUUACCGUCUUUGUAGCAUUGAGAUUUCUGUGUGCUGCGUUUGUAACUGGUUUUACUUGGUUGUCCCGUAAAGGAAGCAGUAUACUUUUGAUUCUUCCUAGUAAUCAUAACACUUGAUUUAUGUUCAAAGAUUGUAAAUUACUUUCUGUUGCUUUCUUGGUAUGUCAGUCAAGAGACUGGAGCGAUGAGAUCUGUCUGUGAAAUGUGGCCAUUAAAUAUUUAGCUUUCUA